Messenger RNA from Megalobrama amblycephala (Wuchang bream), 1117 nucleotides. RefSeq lists its product as uncharacterized. NCBI's taxonomy places the organism in Eukaryota, Metazoa, Chordata, Actinopteri, Cypriniformes, Xenocyprididae. The transcript has 4 exons. The coding region runs from base 388 to 1041 and encodes 217 amino acids. The record is from RefSeq and is a predicted model, not a curated record.
UCAGAUAUCUACGGGUGACAUCACCAGUGUUGCCAGACGUACGAUAAUUAUCGUAUUUGUACGAUAAUUUUGACCUCUGUACGAUGUACGAUCAAUAAUGAAAAAAAUCCCAUAAUGUACGAUAAUUUCAGUAUUUUGUGACACUUCAAAUGAUGGUCCUUAUAAUCGGUUCAUUGAUCUAGCUGUGUGGAUCCUCUACAUCAUGGUUGUAAGGAGAACGUGAACUUUGUUACGCAUGUCUUCCAUCUCAUCUCAUGUUACAUCUUCUCGGCCAAUAAUCGUGGAGAAUGACUCUCUCUCACGAGCACAAGUUAACGUUCCUGCCGCGGCGCUUAGGUCAGUUGUUUCUCACUAAGAAGCCUCAGUCUGUUGUCUAAACAUCUGGACAUGAACAUCUUUCAAGAGUCCUGCUGCUCCAUUUUAGGAGUUCUCCUGGUUUUCUUUCUCCAGGGGUCAUGUACUAAUCCAUAUGUUGAGGUGCACAAAGCUGUCGGAGACUCGCUGGCUUUAAUUGCUGAUUACCCAAAAGAAGAUCUUGAAGUACGCUGGAAAUAUAAUGAGAAUGACUUAGCUGAGUAUGAAACAAAUAAGAUCAAAAAGCUGAAUUCUCAAUUUUACAAAAGGUUAGAGAUGAAUGAGGACAAUAUUAGUAUAACAGCGAAAGACCUGAAACUUCAGGAUUCUGGAAUCUUCUCUAUUGUUGCAAAAACAAGCUCUGUUCAAUAUCCAACAAAAUUAAUUCAGCUACAUGUUCAUGAUCUUAUCAGAGAUGUACAGAUCGAGUCCAGUAAUUCCUGGUUGCCGUCAAAAAACAUCUGCAUGUUUCAUCUUCAGUGUCAGGCAUCCGGCGAUCCGAAUCCCUCCUACAGCUGGAGCGGUGAUCUGGUCAAGACCGGACCGAACCUGAAUAUCAACCUCCGUCUAGCAGAGAGCGCUACACUCAACUGCACCGCCAACAACACCGUCAGCGUCAAGCAUACUACUAAGACUGUAGUGUGUAGAGGGAAAAAUGAGUAUUCAAGGUUCUGUGUAAAAAUGUAGAAUUCUUAAAUUCUCUAAGGAUUAUAUAAUGUUAUAUUUUAAAAUAAAGACCUUUAAGAUAAUUUUUUGCCUAGCG